Molecule: messenger RNA, 2229 nt
Organism: Sphenostylis stenocarpa
Lineage: Eukaryota; Viridiplantae; Streptophyta; Magnoliopsida; Fabales; Fabaceae
Source: the annotation of a GenBank genome assembly
AUGCAGAGUGACGGAGAUAGAAAAGAGGACAAGGACAGGCUCAGUUACAUGCCUGACUUGGUUUUACUUCAUAUAAUGAAAUUUAUGAGCAUGAAAGAGGCUGUUCAGACUUGUGUCUUGUCUUCAAGAUGGAAGGAACUGUGGAAACACCUAACUGAUUUGGCUUUGAAUUCCUCAGAUUUUACCAAUCUUACACAUUUCAGCAAAUUUGUAUCUUGGGUUAUAUCGAAUCGAGACAGCUCCAUUUCACUGCAUAGUCUAGAUUUGAGGCGUAAAGGCUGCAUUGAUCAUGAACUUCUAAAUACUGUCAUGGGUUAUGCUGUGUCACAUGAUGUCCAGCAGUUGACAAUUGAAGUUAAUUUAAGUGUUAAACUUGGUUUUAGGUUGCAUCCUAGUGUCUUUUCUUGUAAAUCUUUGACAUAUCUUAAGCUUUCCAUUUGGGCUGUACCUUGGAUGACACAAUUUCCAGGUUCCUUGGAGUUGCCAGCAUUGAAAACCUUGCAUCUUGAGCAUAUCACUUUCACUGCAAGUGAAAAUGACUCUGCUGAACCCUUUUCAACUUGUCACAUGUUGGAUACUUUGGUCCUUGACCGUUUUAACUUGCAUCAAGGUGUGAAAUUCCUCUGUAUAUGUAAUUCCAACCUUUCUAGUUUGACCAUUGGUAGUACCAUUCAAGAAGCACCUUACAAAUGUGUGCUUUCUACUCCAAAUCUUAGAUCUCUCGCUGUGAUGCGUGAUCCUCUUCACCAACUCUCUGCUUGCAAACUUUGUUUUCUCGAACAAGUAAGCAUUGAUUGUGAAGCCUAUUUUCAUACUCAUUUCGAACGGACACAUUCAGCCCUUAUAAAUUUGCUGAAAGUGCUUGCUGAUUAUGUAAAGAUAAUGAUACUCUCUUCAAGUACCCUUCAGAUUCUUCAUGGUCUCUCAACUUCCGGUUCAAUGAUAACUCAAAUUCCUUAUUUUGCUCAAUUAAGGUCUUUGAAAUUGAAAAUGAAAUCUUCGUCAAACAUAUCUGAUGAGGUUGCUAUUCUAUACAAGUAUUUGCUAUGUAAUCGUGCCUUAAUGGAAGAGUCGUCAGAACAACCUAUGGAAGAGUCGACAGAACAACCUAUGGAAGAGUCGACAGAUCAAAUUAUGGAAGAGUCGAAGGAAGAAACAAUCAUGACACAGAUAGCGGGAACAGAUGGAGAAGAUGGAAGAGACAGGCUGCUUGAGUUGCAUGAUUCUGUUCUUUUCCACAUAAUCCAAUUCAUGAGCACAAAAACAGCAGUUCGAGCCUCUCUCUUAUCCAGUAGAUGGAAGAACCUUUGGAAAUGUCUCGAUACUCUCCGUUUCAGACGCCGCGACUUCGAAACCAUCUCCAAGUACAGCAAAUUUAUCUCGUACGUUGUCUCCAACAGAGACACUUCUAUUCCUUUGCGUCACCUUGAUUUGGAUGCAUGCUGUGUCACAGCACAAGUGUUUCUGGCCGACGUCACCCCAGAUCUGUAUCGUAUGCAGCAUUUGAGAAUCUUUUUCGAUGGUAAACCCAGAUCCAGCUUUUAUGGUUCCCUCCCUUUCAUCUUCUCUUCACCCGCUCUCAAAUCUCUCACUCUUUCAAUCUUUCUUCAUCGUCAUGUCUUAAUACUUCCACAAACUCUACAUCUUCCCGCCCUCGAAACCUUGUAUCUCGCCAAUGUCUCUUUCAUGGCAAGCGAGGAUGAUGAUGAUGACUUCACAUGCGCUGAACCCUUUUCAAACUGUGUCUCGUUGAACAGUUUGGAGCUUGUGGGGUGUUCUUUGAGCGGCGAUGCCAAAGUCCUCAACAUAUCAAAUUCCAACCUUUCUCGUUUCACCAUGAAAAGAUACGACGAAAAGCAUUACAAUGUUGUGAUGUCCACUCCGAAUCUGAUCUCUUUCUCUAUCAAAAGCUGUAUAAGCUGUCAUGAUUUCUCCUCCCCGUAUGAUCUUUCACUUCUUUCAGAUGCAAACAUUAACAUCACUUCUGGUGCAAUUCAUGCAAUCAUUCUAAGGUGUCUGCAAAUGUUCUCUUAUGUAAGGAGAUUGACACUCUCUAGGAAUGUCCAGGCAGCAAUACUAAGAGGUGUGUCAGCAAAUGCGAGAACUCUACUUCCACGCUUUUAUAGAUUGAAGACAUUGAAGGCGCAAAAGAUUGAAAAUUCAGAAAUAUUCAUGAAGUACUUACUUCAGAACUCUCAACUAACCAAUGUUGAGGUCAUAAGUUUUUGA